Lotus japonicus is the source of this 1185-nucleotide messenger RNA. RefSeq names its product protein ALP1-like. Bases 1 to 1185 code for a protein of 394 amino acids. The record is from RefSeq and is a predicted model, not a curated record. NCBI's taxonomy places the organism in Eukaryota, Viridiplantae, Streptophyta, Magnoliopsida, Fabales, Fabaceae. The transcript is spliced from 3 exons.
AUGGAUUGUUCAAGUGAAAGUAGCACUGACUCUUAUUUGGAUGACUUUGGAGAUAUUAUUAUUGCUUCAUUGGUCACGGAAUACCAGCAGAGUUUUAUUAGUAAAACACCAUGCAGAAAUUCCAAGUUGACUGGAAGGAUGUAUACUCUAGAAUUUUUGCUUGGUAAUGAAACUACAUGCUAUGAUAAUUUUAGAAUGAAGAAGACCGUGUUUCUGAAUUUUUGCGAAACUUUGAGAGAUGUUGGAAACUUGAGAGAUGGAAAAAAGGUGAGCCUGCAAGAAGCAGUUGCAAUGUUCUUGAUCAUAGUGUGUCAUAACUUGCGUCAUCGACUCGUUGCCGACCGCUUUCAACACUCAUUGCAUACAAUAAGCAAAUGGUUUAGAAUUGUUCUAAGGGCAGUCUGCAAGUUGGGCACAACCAUUAUUCGACCAAGAAAUCAGACAACUACACAUCCAUAUAUUAUGGGCAACCCAAAAUAUUUCCCUUAUUUUAAGAACUGCAUUGGUGCUAUUGAUGGCACACAUGUAUCUGCUUGGGCUCCUGCUACUAAACAAACUGCAUUUCGUGGAAGAAAGGUCUUGAUAACACAAAAUGUUCUGGCAGUAUGUGAUUUUGACAUGCUAUUCACAUUUGUUUAUUCUGGUUGGGAAGGGACAGCAAAUGACGCAAGAGUGUUUUUAGAUGCUUUGACUCCUGAAAACAAUUUUCCAAAGCCAGAAGGAGAUCAAUUUUAUCUUGUUGACUCUGGAUUUCCAAAUGUGUCUGGCUAUCUUGCCCCAUUUCGGAGGCAAAGGUAUCACAUGCGAGAUUUUCGUGAUGGGGUAAGACCACAACGAAAACAAGAAUUAUUCAACUAUCGACAUUCUUCAUUGAGAAAUAUUAUCGAAAGAUGCUUUGGAGUAUUGAAAGCAAGGUUUCCAAUUUUGAAGUUAAUGCCAAAUUAUCCCGUUCGAAGACAAAGACUAAUCCCUAUUGCUUGUUGCACAGUACACAAUUUUAUUAGAAUGCAAUACGCUAGAGAUAAUCUUUUUGACCAAUAUGCUCAAGAAGACUUAAUUAUGGAUGCACAAGGUUUACAGGUAGACCAACAAGGAGUCAAUGUUGAUGCUAAUCAAGCCGCUGAAAUGGCUCAUGUUCGGGAAACUAUUGCAGAUCAAAUGUGGGAAAAUUUCAAUAGAUCUUAG